AUGAUUCUUUCUAAUAAUUCUCAUCUCUUUCCACAUACAUUCUUUUUGGCUGGCAUUCCAGGACUGACAGCAGCUCACAUUUGGAUAUCACUUCCCUUUUGUUUCAUGUUCUUCCUGGCUGUCACUGGAAAUGGUGUUCUUCUUUUUCUCAUCUGGACAGAACGCAGCCUUCACCAGCCCAUGUUUUUUUUCCUUGCAAUGCUCUCUUUUGUCGACCUGAUCCUCUCUCUUUCCACUCUGCCCAAGAUGCUGGCCAUCUUCUGGUUUGAUGCUACCUCCAUCAGCUCCCAUUUCUGUCUUUCCCAGAUGUUCUUCAUUCAUGCAUUCUCUGCUAUGGAGUCAGGAGUUCUGGUGGCCAUGGCCCUGGAUCGCUUUGUGGCCAUCUGUAACCCACUGCGUUAUGCAACCAUUCUUACUCCAGUUAUUGUUGCCAAGAUUGGAGGCUUGGUGUUCCUUAGAGGUGUUGGAUUAACCAUCUCCUUUCCAAGUCUGGCCCACCGAUUACCCUACUGUGGCUCCCACACAAUUGCCUAUACUUACUGUGAACAUAUGGCAGUGGUGAAGUUGGCCUGUGGAACCACCACUGUGGAUAAUCUCUAUGCCUUUGCUGUAGCAAUAUUCCUUGGUGUGGGGGAUGUGACAUUUAUUGCUUACUCUUAUGGACAGAUUGUGAAGACUGUGAUUCAUUUUCCUUCACCCGAGGCACGUGCUAAAGCAGCGAGCACAUGUACAGCUCAUGUUUGUGUCAUCAUCUUUUUCUAUGGACCAGGUUUUCUUUCUGUUGUCAUGCAGCGUUUUGGGCCACCCACAGCAUCUGCUGCCAAAGUCAUUGUUGCCAAUCUUUACUUGCUCUUUCCACCAGCACUGGACCCCAUUGUCUAUGGAGUCAAGACCAAGCAGAUCCGGGAGCGGCUAUUCAAAAUUCUAAGUUCCAAGAGGGUUGAUCCCACCUGA
Molecule: messenger RNA, 954 nt
Organism: Sorex araneus (European shrew)
Lineage: Eukaryota; Metazoa; Chordata; Mammalia; Eulipotyphla; Soricidae
Product: olfactory receptor 52N4-like
Exons: 1
Coding region: 1-954 (317 amino acids)
Biological process (GO): G protein-coupled receptor signaling pathway
Cellular component (GO): membrane
Molecular function (GO): G protein-coupled receptor activity; olfactory receptor activity
Source: RefSeq, a predicted model, not a curated record